Messenger RNA from Dermatophagoides pteronyssinus (European house dust mite), 1451 nucleotides. RefSeq names its product manganese-dependent ADP-ribose/CDP-alcohol diphosphatase-like. Gene Ontology annotation, molecular function: 2',3'-cyclic-nucleotide 2'-phosphodiesterase activity; CDP-glycerol diphosphatase activity; manganese ion binding. The record is from RefSeq and is a predicted model, not a curated record. NCBI's taxonomy places the organism in Eukaryota, Metazoa, Arthropoda, Arachnida, Sarcoptiformes, Pyroglyphidae.
CAAUCAUGUAUGCUUAUGCUAUUGCCUGACGAUUACUUCAACGAUAUUCUUCCAUUCUCCCGUUUUUUUUUGAAAGUCAUCAAUAUUGACUUAUCUUCAUCAAGAUCAAUAAAUAGAAAACCCUGAAUAAUUUUAAUCAUCGUUUAAAAUAUUUGUUUCGAUCAAUCAUUCGAUUUAUUCGUUAUAAUUUUAAUCGAAUUAUUUGUUUUUCUAGAAUAAUGAAAUCAAUCGAUAAUAAUGAAACAAAAAAACCAUUAUUACGAUUUGGUGUUAUUGCCGAUGUACAAUAUGCUGAUAAUGAUGAUAAACAAGCUUGGUAUAAUCCAACUAAAACAAGAUUCUAUCGUAAUUCAUUGAAACAAGUAAGAAAAGCAUUCGAAUAUUGGGAAUCGUUUGGACGUUCGAAUGAUGAUGUUAAUGAUAAUAAUGAUGAUAAUGUUAAUGAUCAUUGUCCUAUUAGUUUUAUUCUUCAAUUAGGUGAUAUUAUCGAUGCCUUAAGUAAAACAAAAUGUAGUCAUUCAGCUAUUGAUCGUACAUUGAAUUGUUUUUUGGAUAAUACAAAAAUGCCUACAUUUCAUACGGUUGGUAAUCAUGAACUUUAUAAUUUUAAUCGUACAGAACUUUGUCAUUUAUUCGAUAAAUAUCUUUUCCAUCAUAAUGUACAUGAAAAUUUAAAUAUUUUACAUCCAAAAGAAAUGAACGAUUCAAAAACAUUAUUUUAUCGAUUUAAACCUCGACCUGGUAUUAAAUUUAUAUCAUUAGAUACAUAUGAUAUAUCAGUAUUAGGAUAUGAUCGAAAUCAUCCAAAAUAUCAAAUAGCAGCAAAUAUAUUACGAUCAUAUCAUCAUUGUGAUGAUUUAAAUGUUUGGGAUAGUGAUAAAAAUCUUAAAAAUGAUAUGGAUAAACGAUUUCAAUCAUCAAAUGGUGGAUUAAGUUUUGAACAAUUACAAUGGUUAGAUAAUGAACUAAUCGAAUCCGAUUUAUUAAAUGAAAUGGUCAUUGUAUUUGGUCAUGUUGGUUUACAUCCAAAAUCAUGUGGUUGGGAUUCAAUACUAUGGAAUUAUGAUCAAGUUAUUGAUUGUUUUAAUCAACAUAAUUCAGUUAUUGCUUAUUUUAAUGGUCAUGCACAUAAUAGUGGUUAUACAUAUGAUAAUAAUAUUCAUUAUAUUGUUUUACAUGGUAUUAUUGAAACACCACCUGAUAAUGAAGCAUUCACUACUGUUACCAUUUAUAAUGAUCAUAUGCUGAUUGAUGGUAUGGGUGUUGAACAAAAAAUUCUUGCCACUUAUCAUAAACAAUUUGAUUUUGAACAAAAUAAUCAUUCGAUUCAUCGAAUGUCUAUUUCAUCGAACAUUGAUGAAAUGGAUAUACCUACAUCGAAUACAAUCAAAAUACAAGUCUAAUGUUUUUCAAUUUGAUUAUAUAAAUUAUUUUAAAAAUUUUUCAAAAUG